Messenger RNA from Plasmodium gonderi, 813 nucleotides. RefSeq names its product variable surface protein. The coding region runs from base 1 to 813 and encodes 270 amino acids. The transcript has 3 exons. The record is from RefSeq and is a predicted model, not a curated record. NCBI's taxonomy places the organism in Eukaryota, Apicomplexa, Aconoidasida, Haemosporida, Plasmodiidae.
AUGUUUUUUAUAGAAAAUUAUAACUCAAUAUGUUUAUUCCCCAUAUUUAGAGAAAUUAUAGACGCGCAUAAAGGUGAUGAAGGAUCAUAUGUUACAAAAAAAGGAUGUAAUUAUAACCUUUUAACGCCUUACCUUCUUUUAAAGGAAAAUAAUGCAUGCAACGAAAUUAUGUUAUAUUUAGCAGAUAUACAAAGCAUAAAUGAUAGCUAUUUAAAAGAAGUCUCAUGUAAGUACCUGUAUUUUUUGGUAUCACCUUAUAUUAAAGAUAGGGAUAAUGAUAUAAAUCAUAUCAAGAAUAUUUAUUCCGCUUUUCUCAAAGGGUAUAAAUAUUCUUUAGGCAAUCAUCCUGAUCACAUAUGCAUUAAAUACAAGGAUACUAUUACAGUGGAUGAUUUGACAAUAUUAAAUGCUAUACAUGAUGUUCGUACGUAUUUUAAAGAAAUAAAAGAUGUCAAUAGGGAAAAAUCAUAUAACGAUGAUUACUUUAUUCAAACAGUAAAUAUAAUUAAAAAUCAUUAUAAGGAACCGAUAAAAACAGUAGUUCAAAAAAUAUAUAAAGAAAAAUUAAUACCAUGCGAAAAGAGAAAUAUUUCAUUUCCUAUUUUAAUUACAGUAUUAGUAAUGGUAUUGAUAUGUGUCUUUUUAUUCACUUUGUCUUACACCACAUUAGGUUCAUACAUUCAAAAUAAUAUAAGAAUUUUAAAAAAUAAAAGGAAUAACUCGAAUAAUGAAUGGAAUAUAAUGCCACCUUCAGAAGUAUCCAGAAAUACUUAUAGUGAUGAUGAAUUUAAUGUAUUUUAUAAUUUUAACUAG